Messenger RNA from Dichomitus squalens LYAD-421 SS1, 378 nucleotides. RefSeq names its product prefoldin subunit 6. Gene Ontology annotation, biological process: chaperone-mediated protein complex assembly; protein folding. Gene Ontology annotation, cellular component: prefoldin complex; cytoplasm. NCBI's taxonomy places the organism in Eukaryota, Fungi, Basidiomycota, Agaricomycetes, Polyporales, Polyporaceae. The coding region runs from base 1 to 378 and encodes 125 amino acids. The transcript is spliced from 4 exons. Gene Ontology annotation, molecular function: protein-folding chaperone binding. The record is from RefSeq and is a predicted model, not a curated record.
AUGGCACUAGUUCUGCAGGAACGUCUCCAGACCACCUCGGCCGACUUUCAGAAAAUACAAAACGACCUUUCGCUCGUGGUCGAUGCCCGUCAGAAGCUCGAGGCUCAGUUCUCCGAGAACGAGCUCGUCAAGAAGGAAUUUGCGUCUCUGACUGCGGACAACACCGUCUACAAGCUUAUCGGACCUGUGCUCAUCAAGCAGGACCAAACGGAAGCGAAGCAGAACGUCGACACACGUUUAGACUUCAUCCGUGGUGAGAUCAAACGGGUGGAGGGACAGCUGAAAGACCUGGGCGAGAAAUCGGAGACGAAGAAAUUGGAGCUCGUCGAGAUCCAGGCCGCCCUUCAACAACACCAACAGCCCAUUUCAGUCGUAUGA